This is a messenger RNA of Magallana angulata, 3717 nucleotides long. Its product is annotated as synaptotagmin-7-like. Gene Ontology annotation, cellular component: exocytic vesicle; plasma membrane. The record is from RefSeq and is a predicted model, not a curated record. Lineage: Eukaryota; Metazoa; Mollusca; Bivalvia; Ostreida; Ostreidae. Gene Ontology annotation, molecular function: neurexin family protein binding. Gene Ontology annotation, biological process: exocytosis. The coding region runs from base 86 to 1297 and encodes 403 amino acids. The transcript is spliced from 9 exons.
UUUCUAUAAAAAUCGUGACGUCAUUUCGCUAAGGUAAACAAAAAUGGCGGAACAUCGAGAGGGCUAAAGAAGAAAACGAGACAAAAUGGGACAACAAAACUCAAAGUAUAACAGUUCAUCCGAAGACCCAGAAAAGGGGGUCAUUCCACAAAAUACAAGGAAGAUUCAUGGCUUAUCCAGAAUUUUAACAGCCAAGGCUGAACACAGAAGAGAAGUGGCCAUCCAAGGCUGGGAUAAACAUGAUCAAAACAUGAGAAAUAUGCAAAUGUUAAAGGGAAUGUUCAAACAACUCGACCCCUCAGUGAUGAGAGCAGUUGGAGAGGUCAGGGGUGAAGUGCAGCUAUCCUACAAGUAUGACUUCAAACGCCAUCUGCUGUUGGUCAAAGUCAUCAAGUGCAGAGAACUGAGAAGCAAAGAUUUACGAUCCAAAAUGUCUGACCCUUAUGUAAAGUUGACACUUAUGCCUGACAAUGAAGGCAUGGGGGAGAGAAGGACAGCCGUGGUCAGACAGUCUAAUGACCCAGUGUUUGACGAGAUCUUCGCCUUCCCUGUGGAGGAGACGUCACUCACUGACCUCAAGAUGGUGGUCCAAGUGAUGGAUGCUGACAUAAUGGGGCAGGACGACUUUAUUGGGGAAGUCAUUGUGGAGAUGACCUCAUUCAAUUUCAGGGACACACCAUUUCAUACUGCAUGGUACUCCCUAAACAUGGAGACUGACCUUAAUGUGGCGGGAGAGCUGGAGAUUUCGGCAGAUUUCCAGCUUCCCUCCAGCCUCUUUGUGACAGUUCACCGGGCCACGGGUCUGAGUGCUCGGGACGAGGGUAAAUCUGCCGACCCCUUCGUUAAACUGACAGUAACAGGGACAUCCUCCAUGUUUCAAACACAGGUGGUGAGGGAUAGCCUGAACCCAGAGUGGACCGAGAAAUUCGAGUUUGAUGUGACACAGGAAGAGCUCGGCAACAGGUACCUGAUUCUCCACAUGAUUGAUCAGGACAGGGUCACCAGUAACGACUCCCUGGGUCAGGUGGUCAUUGACCUUCGAACUUUUGACCCAGAAAAACGUCUUCACCAAACUUACCCUCUUGCUGACUUGAGAAACACCGAGCUGCUGAGGACUAAGUGGGGCCAGCACGCCACCGCUCAGGAAUUCAAGGAGGCUCUCAUUGCCCAUGCCGCCUCCAAACACCCCUCCUUCCUGUUCACUGAGCAUUCUGGGAAAAAGGUGGUCAACGUCAGCUGUAGAAAAGCAGGUGCCCGCGGCAGGAUACGCAUCAUUGACGGGAUUCCGGUCAAAUGACGCCUGCGCAGCCAGCCAUCCGUGUCUUUUCCGGUGACGCGCCUUGCCUCUAUGGCUGAGAUGACUCCUCUGUUUUUCCUCGCUGUGAUAUACUAGCCAGUAUUUAUAGUGUAAACAACAGAACUUUGAUACAUGUAUUUAUCCUUAACCAGAGUUAACCACAUUCGUGUGCUGAUGUUAUGUUUAUUCUCUAAUGGUAUCCGUCCGAAAUUUUUAUUUUAUUUCCAUUCUAGAUCUGUAUCAACAUUUAUUCAUUAUAACAUGUAACUACGGACGAUGUUUUCAUUAACGUAUCUGUUUCAAAAGGUGUUAAAUAUUUUAACUGGACUGAAAUGAUGGGCACAUAGAUAGGUGUAUGGUAUUGUUCCGUCCUUGUUAAAGAGAUUGUUUUUUGUUGUUGUUGGGAUUUUGAUUGAAGAUACAUGCAUGCAGCUUUUGAUUAUGCGAUCUUCCACAAAAUUCACUGUUUUAUGAAGAAAACACUAUUUUGUUUACGAACACCUUUUAACGUUUCAUUCUUUUUUUUUUAUAGCUUAGCGACAUUAUGUUGUUGUAUAGGUUUAUUAUUAUAUUUUUUAAUUUUUGAAUUCUAGUAGGGUUACUUUUUUGGUAUACAAAAUAACAGUAUUGAUCGUGGAUGGGCUAUUAUAUGUCUCUCUGUAUGAUCAGCGAGUUUAUAUGUAGGCGUUCAAGUAUCGGUAUAUAAUUCAUAAGUAUUUCUUCAUCGUUUUUGUUUUAUUACAUUUGCUCUGUACGUACCGAUAAGAAACUUUAAUGUCUUCAUUUUCACUUUUCCUCCCGAUUACCGUCUUCCUGCGUUUGAUGGAAUAGAUGUACCACGAGCCUGAUCAAUAAUUUACAGAUAACUUCUUCUGCUUCAACUUUAUCCAGCUCGAAAUCUGCUUUAAUUUGUUAUUUUACGACUUUUAAGGUUUCAUCCGUUAUGCUUAUGUUAAUAUACUGAUCCUAUCAUCGGCUGUACCCGUCUUUCUUCGGAAGAGGUUAAAUAAUGCGAGAUUUGACGCGAUGAUAAUUUUUACAAUUGAUGAACAAAGUAGCAAAACGCUGAUAAUUAAAGUUUGCUCGCUCAAAACAGGUCAUAAUCUUUAAACUGAAAAAAGAAAAUUUAAUUGAUUAUCUGCUGAAAUUAUUUAAAAUGCAUCUUCGCAGACAUGUUUAAAUCUCAGAUUGGUGCGAGGUCCACAUUAAAAUUCAUUGCAAUUAAGUUUGUCUACUGACAUGCGUUUGAUGAAACUGAAUCCUUUGAACGCGUUUUAUGAUUUUCUUAACGUAUUUUAUAUAAAUUGAAUAGGUUGUAUUCGGUAUGGACAAGGGAAGCCCUCUCUUUGACUCUGUGUACGGCGUUGAUCGCUAGGUUUCCCGAUAAUCUAAUUAGAUGUUAGUGUUUCCAGACGCUGGCCGGAGGCCGCCAUUAACGUCCUUAUAUAACAAUGCCGUCAUACAGGGAGACGUUUUAUCACUAUUCACAUAUGUUUAAUAUUUCAACCUAUAGAUAUCGAAAUGAAAAUUGAAUUGAUAUCUCUUUUUAUGUUGCUGUUAAAGUUAAUUUUAUUUCUGUUCACUGAAGUAUAACCAAAUGACGGGAUUAUGUGAAUAUAAGAGUUGUUAUAAAAGUUUUCUUAUGCUAACUGAAAUGUGGAAUUUUAUGCAUUAUGAAACAUUAAGUUUAAAUAAGAUGUCAGCAAUAUUUAGAAAAAUUGCGGCAUAUAUUUUUUUAAAAGUUUGCUUGAGUUUUUUAUGUUCAUUUUCGGUACGAAGGAAUGUUUAGUUGGUAACAUUUUCCUAUCAGAUUUCUCAAUUUUUAUUUGGUCUUGAUGACAGCCACUUGAGGACUCCAAUGUCUGGAUCCAAGCUCGGGCCGCCUGCACUUUUUAAUGCUUUUUCCAAGACUUGAUAUUUUGUUCCUUAUCUCCGAUAACGGCGAUCACUAUCUUACAGGGUGCUUUUUUGUGAAGUUUUCUGCAUUUUGGCACUCUGGUGUAUAAAGUCUUAGUUCUUUAUCUGAUCGAGUCUAAUCUUUAGGUUAUGAUAUGAUAUCGCUAGAAUCUCGAUCAAAUCUCGCCACAUUUUAAUCUGUGCUGUGCCCACUGGGACCAGAUGCAAAUGACUAACCCUGCUUGUGUCUACACUGACCCGGACAGUAAAAUAUAUUAGUUUUUUUCUGGUAGACUCGAUAUGAUUUUAACAUAUUUUACAGCUUUGUUAGAUCACGUUUGUUCCACUACUAUAGAUAUCGGACCAUACUUAAUGCAGUAGAUCUGCAAACCUUUACAACUUUGUUCCGUAGUAAAGCAUAUACAAGCAGCUGGUCUGUAUUGAUACAAUAUGUACAUUGUAAUAUAUUCUGUUUAUUAAUGUUUUAUAGCUUCAUGCAAUAAAAUUAUUUAAUUGAAUCUGUA